GCAACGCAAGCUUUGAAGAAAAACAGUGUUCCCCUUGAAGCAAAAAAGAUUAAGCAAAAUUGACGCAAAGCAUACCGCGUAAAACAUACAUCUCCAGUAAACCAAACUGAGAAAAAGCUUUUUCAACCAUCCGUACGAAAGUGUUUCAACUACUGAGAUAAGAUAACAUGGCAACAACUUUGGAUGUUCAGCAUGAGAGGGCCUACCAAAAGCAGGAGGGAGCGAGUUUUUUCAACUCCAAGAAAAUAAAGAAGGGCUCCAAGAGCUACACGAGGUAUUGGAAAAAGGUCGGCUUAGGAUUCGCCACCCCGAAGGAGGCCAAGGAGGGCGUGUACGUGGACAAAAAGUGCCCCUUCACCGGAAAUGUUUCCAUCAGAGGGCGCAUAUUAAAGGGUAUGGUAAUUUCGAGCAAAAUGAAGAGAACAAUUAUUAUAAGAAGAAAUUACCUACAUUACGUAAAAAAGUACAACCGAUUUGAAAAGAGACAUAAGAACAUCCCAUGCCACUGCUCUCCAUGUUUCGACGUGAAGGAAGGAGACAUCGUCACCGUCGGACAGUGCAGACCCUUGUCCAAAACCGUACGAUUCAACGUGUUGCAUGUUGAGAAGCACCAAAUCUUUGGAAGUGCCAGAAAACAAUUUGUUCUGUUUUAACCACACGGAGUGUAGUGCUUACGAAUGUAUACCUACAUGUGCGAAUGCGUAAAAAUUGCACAUUCUAUAUUUCCUGUGCACACGGUAUGAAACGUUUUAUGAAAUGAUUGCAGAGGGUUUCCCCCUUUUUUUUUUUUUUUUUUUUUUUCCCCAUUUAAAGAAAAACUAAUUGAAAGGCUAGUAAGCAUAUAAGUAU
Molecule: messenger RNA, 849 nt
Organism: Plasmodium cynomolgi strain B
Lineage: Eukaryota; Apicomplexa; Aconoidasida; Haemosporida; Plasmodiidae
Product: 40S ribosomal protein S11
Exons: 4
Coding region: 168-653 (161 amino acids)
Biological process (GO): translation
Cellular component (GO): cytosolic small ribosomal subunit; ribosome
Molecular function (GO): structural constituent of ribosome
Source: RefSeq, a predicted model, not a curated record